Molecule: messenger RNA, 12744 nt
Organism: Oncorhynchus kisutch (coho salmon)
Lineage: Eukaryota; Metazoa; Chordata; Actinopteri; Salmoniformes; Salmonidae
Product: E3 ubiquitin-protein ligase rnf213-alpha
Exons: 43
Coding region: 157-12717 (4186 amino acids)
Biological process (GO): sprouting angiogenesis; negative regulation of non-canonical Wnt signaling pathway; ubiquitin-dependent protein catabolic process
Cellular component (GO): membrane; nucleolus; cytosol
Molecular function (GO): ATP hydrolysis activity; ubiquitin-protein transferase activity; metal ion binding
Source: RefSeq, a predicted model, not a curated record
AACUCACUGAAUAAAAUAGUUGGACAGUGGACACGGAUUAGCUUGUUGACGCCCAUUUCUCACAAAACGAAAGUGUAAUUCUACUUCACCCAUUUCGUGGAAUGGUAAAACAACAGAUCCUCGUGUGAUUAACACAGACGCCAUUGAAACUUCAAGAUGAAGUGCACAGGUUGUGGCCAUGUUGCGUUUGAGAAAACGGCUAGAUUCUGCAGCCAGUGUGGACAUCAACUAGCUGCACCACCAGUCACCAAGGAGCCUGACAACACUUCUGGAAGUUCACCUAAGCCGUUAGAUCCAUCACUGGAGAGUGUGAAUGAGAAGACGGAAAUGGAGAGUGAUGUGUCAACCCUGAAUAACCGGGAAACUAACACUUCUCCGAAGCGGCCCAAUGAAGAGCCCAACAGCAACCCUAAGAAAAAGAGAAAAAAGAGGAAGAGGACCAAGAAGAAGAAGGACUCUGACCAGCUGACCUCUGACCUGUCUGACAUCUCCCUUAUGGACAGCCAUGGGAAUAGCAGGAAACAGGACGUUGCAGAGUCCUCCGACAGUGAUGCCAGCGCCAUGGACGAGACACCCAACUCACUUCAUGACACGUCUGCCUUAGUGGAGAAACCAGCCAGUGCAUCAGCAUCAUCCGCAGCACCCAGUACAAUCAGUCCAUCUGAGAACACGUCUGACAAUAAAGAUCCUCCAAGCACUACCUCGUCACAGCCUGAGGCCAGUGCAGAGAGCCAUUCUGCCGAAGGGAAAGAUCAACAGUGCAGUGAAGACAGAGACCGAUCUCAGUCACCUACAAAACAGACCUCCAAGUCGGCUCCGAAUGACACUCCUGCCUCUCUCACCGACUCGGCUGGUAAAUCCACCACCACCACCAUCCCCCCUCUUCACUCAGCCUCAGUGGUAUCGUCGAAGACCACUGACCAGAAAGCUCCAAAGGCUGCUGACGCAAAGAUCGCUGACCAGAAAGUUCCAAAGGAUGCUGACGCAACGACCACUGACCAGAAAGCUCCAAAGGCUGCUGACGCAACGACCGCUGACCAGAAAGCUCCAAAGGCUGCUGACGUAAAGAUCGCUGACCAGAAAGCUCCAAAGGCUGCUGACGUAAAGAUCGCUGACCAGAAAGCUCCAAAGGCUGCUGACGCAACGACCGCUGACCAGAAAGCUCCAAAGGCUGCUGACGUAAAGAGCACUAAGAACAAGAAAGACGUGGCCAACUCAAAGCAGACGAACCUGAACCAGAAUGCGAACGUGAACCAGAAUGCUAAGCAGAACCAGACCAGACAAGACAAACAGAAAGGGACAGAUGAUCAGCAGAACCAGGAUUCGAAGCAAACCACCGCUGGUAAUAAGAUGGUGUUUGGCACUCAGAAGAAAUCAGAGGUGGAGAGCAGAGGCUCCAGUGUGGACCCACAGGUGAAGGUGGAGAACAUGGAGGUCCAGCAGCAGCCUUCCCGUGGGGGGGGAGAUGACUCCUCCCCUACACCACAGAGCCCAGGCGUCAAGAAAGAGAAACAGAAAGACAACAAAAGCGACGACUCUGAAACCAAGGGUCAGGAUGUUCCACCGCCAAAAAGGAUUCCUCCAGGGAAAAAACAGCUCUCUGCAAGUGAGAGACUCACAAUCUAUUUCCACGCUGUCCUCUCGAAGGAUUUCAAGCUGAACCCGGACGAGGAUCGCAUCUUCAUCAGGGCUGGGGGGGACAUUGGGAACUGGAAAACCGAUUCCGUUGAGCUCACUGUGUCUAAGGAUCUUGGAGAGCAUGGGUUCCUAGUCGAAGGGAGCUUGAUCACAAGCAAAUCUAAUGCAACUGUCUCCAUACCAUACAAGUACCUCGUCUACAAGCUUAAAAAGCAAAAGUACGAGUUUGAGUACAUAUACAAACUGGAUUCUAACUACCCCACCACCAACAGAUGUCUUUUUGUCAAAUCUCAUCUGCUUAAUGAAGAAGGGGACUGGCAUCAGUAUGAUGACAUCAUCUGUGUGGAGCCAUCCAAGAACGUGCUCAAGCGGCUAAAAGACGCUUUUUGGCCGGAACAAAGGAAAAGUGUCAUUGAAGGCCGAGAAAUUGCAGGGAAAGUUAUGCUGGAGAGUAUAUUUGACCUCCUCAGGAGCUGGACUGACAUUAACUUCAAGAGUUUCCUCAAUCAGCUGAAUCAGUUUUACCAGAUCUACGGGAACCCGUUUGUCUAUGAGGAGACACACAAGAAAUGGUACUCCUUAGACUACGACGAAAAAGAUGUCAGGAAGCUGCUGAAGCAGUUCAUGCUGGAUAACGUUGUUCCUCAGCUGCAGAAGGAGGGUGAGGGGAAGAGCUGCUUCAUCCAGGACCCCAUGAGGGCAGCUGUGGUCAUGCUGUACGCGUGGAAGAAGUUCGGCCUCAAGCUGGACCACGGAGAGUCCACCCGGCUCUGCAGCACCCUGUGCUUGCCCAAGCUGCCCAAAGACUCCUUUCUGCAGUACUGGACCGACUUCGCCCAAGCCGUCUCCGGUCUCAAAAACCUGCCAGACAUGUUGGUGGCUCUGAUCAACAGUGUGAAGACUGAAGGGCCCCGGUGGAUUUUGGUGCUCCCCCUGCUCCACCUCCUCAAGGGAUCCUCCAAACCGUUCACACCCAUAUCUACCACAGUCACCCCCAAGUACGAGCAGUCCUGGGCGGGCCUCCAAGGCCUCAAAGCAGACUACAUGACACACAACAGCCAGGACAGGAGAGCGAUGUUGAAUCUCAUGAAAAACAAUGGCCAUCUGGUUGAGGUGGACAGACUAGUGUCUCGGUCCUGGAUGUGUCUGCUGACCAUAGAGGACUUGGUGGAAUGCAGCAUACUCAUCAACGUGGAACUGCUGGACCUGCUCCAAGUCUUCACUCUGAGGGCCCCUCAAGAUGUCACCUAUAGCAACAAGCAGUAUGUGUCGGACACUCUCUCACAUAUUCAAAGCAAUCUCAUCGAGGAGAAAUACAGUUGUUUUAGUGAGGCGUAUGGCAGAGAGUGCUUGGCAACUGCAGUGAAGCUUCUUGAGAAGAUCUGCAAAGGAGUCCGAUCCACUUCAACCUACACGCAGAACUUCACAGACAUCCCUGUGGCAUGCAUGAACAUGGUUGUCUCAAUAUCUGAGUUUGCCCGGGCCUUUGAGUCACAGGCAACUAAGGAUGUGGAAAGAGAGCAUAUGCAUGCCAAGGAGCUGGAUCUGCUAUCCGAGGCGAUGGUGAUCGUCAGAUCCUGGAUCGGCACAACCUUCAGAGACCGGUUGCUAGCCAGGAGUGUGACCACCUUGUACCUCAGUGUAAAUGUCACCACAGAGAUAGAGAUGUGGAACAACAUAAUCUCUCUCAAGUUCGCCAAUGACGAUUUCACAAAAGAAUGGAGACAAACGUUCACUAGGGACUUGGAGGGCAAAUUGAAACAGGAGUCUCCUCUGGAUCAGAUAGAGAUCUACUGUUCCAAGAUUGAGGUCCUGAAUGAAUCUCACCCUCACGUAGCCAAGACUAUCGAGAAAUGUGCCCUAGAAGCUGUCACCUCACUGUGCCAGAGCAAGUCUGAGGGUAAACUCUUUGACCGGUUGAAGAUCAACUAUAAGUUUGGCAAACUCAUCUCAACCAUCAUCCAGAAGUCCUGGCCGAGAGAUGAGCGUGGUAAUUACCACGAAGACGACGACGUGGUCUUUCAACACCUGCUCUCCUGGACAGCCGCCAAGAACAUCUUCCAGCUACACGGUGCAGAUGAAAAGCUGAUUGAGCAGCUCUCUGAAGAAGCCAGGGACAGGAUGGCCAUAGCUAUCUCGACCUUCACUGCCAUCUCCAACCAGCUGGUCCACGGAAACAUCCAAGUCAAACUGCUCAACUCCGUCUUGGAGAAGAGAGAUACUUUCACAGAGCUGCUGAAAAUAGACUGUCUUUCGGAGAAUGAGCGCUACAAGGACAGCGCCCCCAUAAAAAGGCUGCUAAUGUGUAGGCAGGAGGAGGUGAAAGCUGUCUAUCAUGAGAAGGAGCUGGUGGAAGUCCUGCUUACCAUGAGCCGCAAACUACAGGAACAUGUCGUAGUUCAAUUUGAAGGCUUGGAAGCAAGACUACAGACCAACAUCGAAGCAAUGACCCUUGAUCAAUUCAUGGAGGUCCAUCCAUUUGACCAACUCUCUUCUCCAACUGCCGGUGUAGUCACCUUCUUCGAACUUGAGGACGACGUGAGAGAGAUGGCAGAGGUUCUGCACAGAUUUAAAGACAGCUACAUCUUCAAGUUGUGCUGGGAGAAACAGGCCCGAGACCUUGCCAGAAGAGAUGCAUAUGAUGAAGACUAUGACCCUGAGGAAUCGGUUGACUACUUUGUAGGACCAGUCGAGAUACACAGCGAUAUUUUUCUUCCUUGCUACGCGAAGUACGAUAAGAUCUACAAAUGCCUGAAGAACGGCAGCCUUCGGCUCGAAGAGGUCGAUACUCUCUUCAAGGCCUACAGGGGCAAGUACGAAGAGCUGGCGCAGGACUUGGAUAUCAUGUGCAGAAACGACAAGUCGGAUAACAAACAGUGGAUCCAGAGAAGGGUGCACCAGAUUGAGCAGUACCACGAGCUUCACCUGGCUGUGGAGUCUGCUCAGGUCAUCAUGUUGGUCAAGCAGACGCUCAACCUUCAAGGCAACUUCCAAGUCCUGCAGACACUGCUAGAAGUUACGCAUGAGGACUUUAAGAGGGAGCACCUGGAUCGUAUUGACAAUGACCUGAUGCAGACAAAGCUGGUUCUGGUGGACAUCACAGAGCCCCGCAGACUGUGUCUCCAGGAGCUCGGCCUCAGGAAAAACUUUGUCAUCUGGGUUAAAGAGGCUCUUGAAGAUAUCAACGAACUUAAAGUAUUUGUUGACCUGGCUUCCAUCUCUGCUGGGGAGAAUGACCUCGACGUGGACCGUGUGGCCUGCUUCCAUGAUGCUGUCCUGGGUUACUCUCCGAUGCUGUACGAAUUGAAGCCAGACUCCGGUUUCCAGGCCUUCAAGGAGGUGCUGAAGAAGCUGUGGAGGGCAUUGGACAAUGACAACAACCUCCCAAAGAAGCUGCGUGACACAGCACGCCACCUGGAGUGGUUGAAGACUGUGAAGGACAGCCAUGGAUCUGUGGAACUAUCCUCUCUCUCCUUAGCAUCAGCCAUCAACAGUAAAGGAAUCUACAUCAUCAGUGCCCAAAACCAAAAGAAGUUGAGCCUGGACACGGCCCUGAAACUGCAGAUCCCAGAGGAGCACGACGAGGGCCAUGAGAUGCGCCGUUACUCCCUGGAGGACCUGAGGGAACUGCAGAACAAACUCAUGCUCAUGUCUGGGAAAGGGGACCAGGGCCAGUGUGAGGUGGACCAGUUUGCAGAAGUUUUCGCCAGUGUCCAGAGGCUAGCUGUGGCAUUCAUUGCCCUGUUCACGGCAGGGAACCCCCUGUUCAGACACUGGGAGGCCAACAUCAACUGUAGUUCCCUCAGCCAAGACGCCGGCAUCAUCAUGGACUUCAACCUUGGCAGCGUUGUCAGUGUGAUUAUGGUGGAGGGCAGCAUCGUGGAGCAGCUUCCUGAGCUGUGCAGGAAGAUGGAGAAGUGUCUGAAGUACUGGAACGACUUCAUGGACAAACAGAGAUCCAACAAUUACUACCUGAACUACUACACCGCCGAGCAGAUUGUGUACCUGUGCAGUAAGCUGACUCAGCAGAAUGUGUCGAAUUUGGAGGACCAAGUUCUCAUGAUGCUCUCCUUUGUCAAACCCAACUGCACAGCUUCCGAUCUUAGGCAAACCUGGCACACACUGCAAUACGAGAUCCUCACUAACCCACCUGUGCAAAAUGAGGACAUUGACUUCCAGACUUUUGUUGAGGUGCCGAGCGGUGUACAGGGAGGUCUGGAUUUCAUUGGAGAGUUGAAUCUCUCUUCAGACAAUCUUCCAAGUCUUGUGGAGCACAUUAGCGGCUCAGGAAAGUUGGACUUGAUGUGGAACGCCUACAUGAGAGACAUGAAUUCUUUCCUCCAAGACACUCUCGACGUCCGAAGCUUAGGAAAACUGCUAGAAAUUCUGGCCAACAUAGGUGAUGAGAAUGAAGGAGACAUGACUGAUGAGAAGAAAUACAAAAGCAUUGAAAGAUUGAUGCCCAAGGGCCUGGCUAUCGGAAGUCCAAACCUCAUAGUUUCCCCACACGACGAGAUCCUGACGUCUUGCAUCUCCAUUUACAUGAGCAGCAAACACGAGCCACUGCCCACGUACGAUGAGGUCCUACUGUGCAACUCCUCCACGCCUUACGAGCAGGUGGAGCUGUUCCUCAGACGCUGCCUCACUGCCGGCUACAGAGGAGAGAAGAUUUACACCAUGCUCUAUAGCGAUCAGCUUAGCUACGAAGUCAGCUCCAAGGUGGAGAGCUUUUUCCAGCGAAUUAAAAUGCAGAGCAGGAAGGACUACAGGCUCGUGAUCAUCUGCAGCUCGGACAGAGAGGAUGCCUACCUUCCCUCAGCCUUCUGCCAGUACAGGUUACACAUGGUGCCCCAGGAACCCCUGAGCAGCAUCCAGAGGUACCUCAACAAACACUACACGGUCCCGUCAGAUCAGAGCAGUGCUGCUGCUGUGUUCAAGGACAGGAUGUUUGUUGGAGUUGUGUCGUCCAGUAGAGCUGGAGUUGGUAAGUCCCUUUACAUCAAGAGGCUGUAUGAAAAACUGAAACACUCCACCAAGAAGCCGUCACUGCUGAAAUGCAUCCGCUUGAUCGAGCCAAGGGUUGAUGAGAAUGUUAUUCUUCAGUCUCUGCUGAAUACCCCCAAGUCGAAAGAGCUCAUCAUCUUCCACUUCGAUGUCACAUCUUCGGUGCGGAAAGGCCUCUAUGAGUUUCUCUUUAAACUGUUGGUCUUGGGAUAUUUGAUGGAUUCUGAGGGAAGGAUGUGGAAAUGCAGCAACAAACAGCUUUAUGUCAUUGAGAUCCUACAGUCAACAGUAAACUUGCCCAGAAAUGGCCCAAGAACGAAUGCACGUGCCAACUCCACAUUCCUGGAUGUGUUCCCAAAUGUCUUCUGCCGCCCACCAAAAGAGGUUCUAGAUCUGGAAAUGAGGAUGCGGGAGGACCCCUCCUUUGUAAAGCUUGAAGAUCCAUUCAUGGAUGACAAAGAGUUCAGGAGUGAAGCAUACCAACGACCCUACCAGUAUCUGACGCGUUUCCAUAAUCAAAUCGACCUGGACACCUUCAUGUACAAUGGGGUGGAAGGCACCUAUGUAGAAUGUCUACAGAUGCUCUUUAUGUUCUGUGGCAUAAUGGACCCAUCGUGGGCCGAGUUAAGGAAUUUCGCAUGGUUCCUAAACCUUCAACUACGAGACUGUGAGACGUCAGUCUUUUGUGAUGCCUCUUUCACCGGGGACACCCUCCAGGGAUUCAAGAACUUUGUGGUGGACUUCAUGAUUCUGAUGGCCAAGGACUUUGCCACACCGUCCCUCAGCAUCUCUGACCAGAGCCCCGGGAGGCAGCAAAUGGACCUGACUGGGGUCAGCGAUGAAGACUUGGCACCCUUCCGGAUCAGGAAGAGAUGGGAGUCAGAACCACAUCCGUACAUCUUCUUCAACGAUGACCAUGUGUCCAUGACCUUCAUUGGCUUCCAUCUUCAGCCCAACGAACAGAACUCUGUUGACGCCAUCGAUCCAUCCACAAGAAGGGUGAUCAAAAGAGACAUCAUGACCAGAGAGCUGUAUGAGGGUCUAAAGCUACAGAGAGUCCCUUUCAAUAUCGACUUUGACCAACUGCCCAGAGGGGAGAAGAUUGAACGCCUUUGCAAUGUCUUGGGAAUCCAGUGGCCUCUUGAUCCUGAUGAAACAUAUGAGCUCACCACUGACAAUAUACUGAAGAUGCUGGCCAUCCACAUGCGUUUCAGGUGUGGCAUCCCAGUCAUCAUCAUGGGGGAGACAGGCUGUGGGAAGACAAGGCUCAUUAAAUUCCUAUGUGAGCUUAGGAGGAGCGGAGUGGCCACGGAGAACAUGAAGCUAGUCAAAGUUCAUGGUGGAACCAGCUCAGACAUGAUCUACACCAAAAUCCGGGAAGCAGAAGCCAUUGCGUUCACCAACAAACAAGACUACAGCUUUGACUCUGUCCUCUUCUUUGACGAAGCCAAUACCACGGAAGCCAUCAGCAGUAUCAAGGAAGUCCUCUGUGAUAAUACAGUGGAGGGAGAGUGUUUGGUGCCCCAUUGCGGCUUGCAGAUCAUCGCCGCAUGCAACCCUUACAGAAAACACACUGACGAGAUGAUUCAGAGGUUGGAAUCUGCUGGACUGGGAUAUCGAGUCCGAGCUGAAGAGACUGAUGAGAAGCUGGGCUCCAUCCCUCUCCGCCAGUUGGUGUACAGAGUCCAGGCCUUGCCCCCCAGCAUGAUACCUCUGGUGUGGGACUUUGGCCAGCUCAAUGAUCACACUGAAAAAAUGUACAUCCAGCAGAUUGUCCAGAGGGUGGUUGAGACCAACACAAUUGAUAUAGUAUACACCAGGUUGAUCGCGGAUGUCCUGUCUGCUUCGCAGAGGUACAUGCGGACAAGGAAAGACGAAUGUAGCUUCGUAAGUCUGAGGGAUGUAGAACGUUGCAUGCAAGCCUUUGUGUGGUUCUACAAAAACCAUGCGAUGCUGCUUGCUGAGCUAAAUCAGUAUCAGAGAAAUCAAAACGCAGAGAGGAGUGAGAGGAACCAGAGGGAGCCAGAAGCAAGAGACCCAGUCUUGUGGUCUGUAGUGAUGGCUCUGGGAAUAUGCUACCAUGCCUGUUUGGAAAACAAGGACAAGUACAGACAGAGAAUCUGCAAAUACCUCACUGAAACCUACACCCCAUUCAAAGUGAUGCAGGAGAUAUCCCUCAUGCAGGAUCUCCUUCUGAGCGGAGUGCCCUUGGGCGAAACUAUUGCACGAAACAACGCUCUGAAAGAGAAUGUCUUCAUGAUGGUGGUCUGUAUAGAGCUGAGAAUCCCCCUCUUCUUGGUGGGGAAACCUGGGAGUUCAAAAUCUCUGUCUAAAACCUUGGUGGCAGACGCCAUGCAGGGCCAAGCCGCACACUCUGACCUCUACAAAAGGCUUAAGCAGAUUCACCUGGUGUCCUUCCAGUGCAGCCCUCACUCCACACCGGAGGGCAUCAUCAACACAUUUAAGCAAUGUGGUCGCUUCCAGGAGGGGAAGAACCUGAACGAGUAUAUAUCUGUGGUGGUGCUGGAUGAGAUUGGCUUGGCUGAGGAUUCUCCCAAAAUGCCCCUGAAAACCCUCCAUCCUCUGCUAGAAGAGGGAUGCAUCGAUGAUGAGCCGCUACCGCACAAAAAGGUUGGAUUCAUCGGCAUCUCCAACUGGGCUUUGGAUCCUGCGAAGAUGAAUAGAGGCAUUUUCGUCUCACGUUGCGACCCCGAUGAGAAAGAGCUGAUUGAGAGCGCUAAAGGCAUAUGCUCGUCUGACACAAUGAUUUUGGAGAAGGUCAGGGAUUUCUUCCAACCCUUUGCCAGGGCCUACCUAAACAUCUGCCGUAAACAAGGGAAAGGUUUCUUUGGUUUGCGUGACUACUACAGCUUGAUCAAGAUGGUUUUUGCAGUGACCAAGGCUUCCGAACAAAGGCCUAGUGCAGAGAAGAUUGUGGAGGCGGUCCUCAGGAACUUCAGUGGCAGGGACGACGUGGAUGCAGUCACAGUCUUCACCCAAAGGCUCCAGAAGAUACAGAUCAACCUGAAUCUGGAGAGCAUCAGCACCAUCGAUCUUGUCAGACAAAACAUUUCUGCGAUUGGCCAGGAGGAUGAGUGCCGCUACUUGCUAGUUCUGACCAAGAACUAUGCAGCACUACAGAUCCUGCAGCAGACUUUCUUCUCCGAGAGCUGCCAGCCAGAGAUUAUCUUCGGGUCUAGCUUCCCCAAGGACCAAGAGUACACCCAGAUCUGCCGCAACAUCAACCGAGUCAAGAUCUGCAUGGAAACCGGUCGAACCGUCGUUCUCCUGAACUUGCAGAACCUCUACGAAAGUCUCUACGAUGCUCUGAACCAGUACUACGUCUGCUUGGGAGGACAGAAGUACGUUGACCUGGGACUGGGGACACAUCGUGUCAAAUGCAGAGUACACAAAGACUUCAGGCUCAUUGUCAUUGAGGAGAAAGAGGUGGUCUACAAACAGUUUCCAAUCCCUCUCAUCAACAGGCUUGAGAAGCACUAUCUGGACAUCCAUACAGUUCUCAAGGAGGAACAAAGAGCAGUUGUUGUGGAGUUGGAGAAAUGGGUUGGGCAGUUUGUGGCCCUCAAUAACCAACACACCAUGGCCCCCCAGACAUACAAGUACCUACCUCCUGACGUUUUCAUUGGCUACCAUUCCGACACGUGUGCUUCGGUGGUCCUCCAAAUGACAGAGAAGCAAAGGGGAGAGACAGACAUUUCCGAGCCCCAAAGAAGAGUCCUGGACGAGGCCAAACUGAUCCUUCUGAACUGUGCCACUCCAGACUCGGUGGUUCGGCUGGACUGCACUGUUCUCCCCAGGGUGGAGAGUGAACAUCUGGCCAGGAUCUACUUUGAGGACCAGAAGCACAGCUCUUUGGCCGACUUCAUCUUCUCUCACACUCAACAGGACGAGCAGUGCUAUUCCUCCUUCACAGAGGUGACUACCUUUUCCAGACUUUUAACAGCAUCAGAUGUUGGGCCACUGGAAGAGGUCGUGAACAAUGUCGAGCUUCUCUCUCUUCAGCAGUUUGACACUGAGCACUCCUUCCUCAAGAAGAUCAGUCAUUUCCUCACAUCUGGAAAUGGGAGAGAGAAUACAUCUGGCAACAAAAUCCUGAUCAUCCAGUCAGAUUUUGAUGAAGAGUCACACAGUGCAAAUCUCAUUGCCUCCGCCAAAUAUUCUGCCAUCAAUGAAAUCAACAAAUCAAGACAAGUGGAGAUGGGAGGCAAGGUCUUCGUCUACUUCAUCACUAAAUUGCCAAGAAUGGAAGGAGGGACAUCCUAUGUUGGAUUUCAUGGAGACCCCUGGAGGUCGGUUCAUAUUGAUGACCUCAGAAGAUCGAAAGAUAUUGUGUCAGAUAUCAAAGCCUUGAGAAACCUUACCAUCAGUCAACUGUUUGAGGAGAAAAAGGAUGAGCCUGAAGCGAUGGAGGUAGAUGACAUGUACACUGAGACAGAGCAACAGGAAUUGGAACAUGAAGACCAAACAAGCUGGAGGAGUGUUGUGGACACCACGGCGCUGGUACGUAGCUGUGUGCAGAGCGCAGUGGGCAUGCUCAGAGACCAGCUGGAGGGUGGAGUCCGUAGUACCAGGAGAGUGGAGAUCCUGCUCACACUCCUGACUGACAACCAACAAAUAAGAGCUGAAUUUCUGAGGACCGUGAAGAGACGUCUUCACUCGUUGCUGUCGACCCAUGAUGACAACACGCUCAAACUGUCCUCAAAUAACUGGGUCAUCAAGGAGGCGUCCAACAUUGACGCACUGCAGGAAGGAGGGACAUUCAGACACACCCUAUGGAAAAGGGUGCAGGCUGUGGUUAUUCCCUUCUUGGCCCAGCUGGUCUCUGUCAUCGACCGCGACCGCAACCUGGACAUUCUGCAGGACUCCAACUCUGGAGAGGCGGUUAAGAAACUCUGGUUGGACAUCUUUGGGAACGACAAACUACUCGAGGUUCCCUACACAAAACUGGACCGCAAUUCAGAGUCAAAGACCAUCCUGGUCCAGAACUACAUUGGGCUGGACAAGAACAUCGGCUGUAUCAUGCCCUUCAGCUGGAGGAUCAGGGACUACCUGGAUGAACUCUGGGUCCAUGCUCUCCAGCAUGAAGGUCACACUCAGGGCCAGUUUGAGGAGUUCUUUAGGAAGACCCCACUGGGCCGCUACAUCUCAGAGGCAGACCCGGAGAUGCAGGCUGAGUUCUUCCACAGGUACCUGCAGGAUUUCAUCUCCAUGACCAUGAAUGUGACCUGUCAGGAGGAUCUGCAGCUCCUUUGCGGUGCCUUGACCUGUUGUGUGAACGAGCUGCGGCUGCGUCACGAUGACGUCAUGGGGAAGGAAGUGACCUCGCUGCCUUGGGUCCACGCUGCCUACCAUGAGUUUAAGAACCGCCUGCAGAACCUGUCCAGGAUGAUAAGCAUGGAGCCCCAGUUGGCCCAGGUCCUCCGGGGGAACACACAUGCCAGAGAGGGGGAUGAACUGGUGCUGGACGUGUAUGCGGCCGUGGCCUGUGUAGAGUACCUGGAGCCCCAGGCUCUGGACACAGACGGCCAGCGGCUGGUCUGGCUCAGACAGGUCAAGAGGCUCCAGGUCCCCAUCGAGCUGGUCUGCUCCGAGGAGAAUCUGAGACACUAUAAGGACAGGAGCGUGGCCAUGGUCCACAGAGUUCAGACUGGGUGGAACCGCGUCGUCACCCUGUCUCUGUUUGUGGAGCACAUGUUACUGGGCAUCGAGGAGGUGGAGAAGAAGCUGAAGCCUCUGGUCUUGGAGCACACCAGAGGGUUGUGCCAGAUCCUGGAGAAGGACUCUGACCUGAAAAUGAAGAAGCCGUUUGAGGCGGUGAUCGGUAUACUGAAAGCCUGCAAAGACGGAGCAAUGGAGCGCAUUUUCAGGUUUGGCCUCCAGCCGUGCCCUGUGUGUAUGAGCGACCCCCAUGACCCCCUGAGCCUGCCGUGUGACCACAUCUACUGCCUGGCCUGCAUCAGACAGUGGCUGGUCCCAGGUCAGAUGUUCUGUCCUCUCUGCAUGCAGGCUGUGCCAGACGACUUCACUCUCAGGCCCUCUGAAGACAUAAGGUGAGGGCGGACCCUCUCAUGUUGAUUAGUA